AUGUCAGUAAAAGUAGAAGAUUUGAAAUCUGAAGACAAGCCAGCGAAUAUUAGUCAAAAGGGUAAAAAUUGUUUGAAAAGCUUUUGCUCUUUUAAAACAGUUGUCAUUAUAAUAUGCGUGGGGCUCGUUGUGGAACAGAUUGUAUCAUGUAUACAGAAGCUUGUGGAUCGUCCGAUAACGACGUACACGCAUUUCGAUUUUAAUAAAACUAUCGCCUACCCUAGCAUUACUUUCUGCAGGGAGCCACCUUAUAAACAGGAUAAAUUACAGGAUUACGGACUCUACGCUCAUCCCCGAUUUACUUCAAUGUGGCGAAACUUUAACUUCUCCAGCAUCUCCUUAGACGAGCUCUGGGAGGAUAUAACUUAUAAUGACACCGAAUUUUUCGUGCAAUAUGGAUUAGACCAUUUGAGAGAUAAUGUAAUUCUAACUCCAGUCACGGGGUUUGUCAUGGGUCGAUGUUACACGAUGUCCCCAAAAGUGAUGGGAACGAUAGCAAGAGCUACUCAGAACAGCGGCUACUCAGUGACUCUAAGGCAUGCGGCUGCAGAUAUGGUGAACCCUAUUAGUAUACUGCCUCCAGGAUAUCAUGUCCAUGUACACUAUGUGAGGGAGCCCUAUACUGAAGUGGAAGUAUACAAUGGUGGGCUUGUGGAUUACUUAUAUAUAAACACGGGAGAGACUGUCAGCGUCAAGUUGAAAGUUGAUGAGUACUUGAUGAUAAGUGGAAACGACGAUCCUUGCACCAACCGACUAAACUACAGUGCAAAUGCUUGUACUACAAAAUACGUAUCAGACAUGGUGUCUCGAACCGUUGGCUGCUCUGGACCGUGGAUGGAAAGUGAUUUACCUUAUUGUAAUAAUUUUGAAGAUAUGACAAAGCUUAUCUCUUCUUAUAUUAAUUUCUAUCAAAACCAUGAAUGUGACGAGUGUCCACGAUUUUGCCGCUCAUAUCUAUAUAACUGCUUUGUGACGGACAGACAGAAGUAUUAUAUUUGGGAUCCAGAUACUUCUGAAGAGGCUAGAUUACAGACACAGUUUUACAUUCACUUCAACAAUAUGAUGGUUUCCGUCUACGAAGAGAGAUACAACUACGAUUGGAAUCUAUUUCUGUCAGAUCUCGGCGGCAGUGUUGGCUUUUUACUUGGCUUAUCAGUUAUAGGCCUGAUAAAUAUUAUUGAAAAAAUUUGGAUUAAGAUUAUAAUACCUAUGAUCUCUAAGAAAAUUCAAAAGGACGGCGCCAACAACACCAGUAACACAGCAGAUGUUGAUAUCAUUUCCAAACCUGAAGACACUAGGACAGAUCAGCGGAAUGGAAAUCGUGUUGCA
Messenger RNA from Brenthis ino (lesser marbled fritillary), 1329 nucleotides. The record is from the annotation of a GenBank genome assembly. NCBI's taxonomy places the organism in Eukaryota, Metazoa, Arthropoda, Insecta, Lepidoptera, Nymphalidae.